This is a messenger RNA of Mucor mucedo, 823 nucleotides long. RefSeq lists its product as uncharacterized. The annotation marks the transcript as partial. NCBI's taxonomy places the organism in Eukaryota, Fungi, Mucoromycota, Mucoromycetes, Mucorales, Mucoraceae. The transcript has 2 exons. The record is from RefSeq and is a predicted model, not a curated record.
AAUGAGAAGGUCACAAUAACGGGGAUUCAUUCGUUUUUUUUUUUUUUUUCUAUUGUGAAAGGUUGAGAAAACACCACACUUUUAACAUUUAAAUCAAAACUUCUUUUUUUAUGUAAAACACAUAUAUUUCUUUUCAACCCCUUCCGCACUAACCACCUACUGCCCCCUAAUUUUUUUUUUGAUCAUUAUUAUUUUUCUUUGUGUGUAAUUUCUCUAUAUCUAAAAAAAAUCUUAUAUCUCGAUGGAAGGCCAUGAUAAUAUUCUCGACUCUUAUGAAUCCACAGAAAACGCAUUAAUGGACUCAUUUAAAGCAGCAGCGUUAAAAGUCACAACACUUUACAAGGAUUCACUUGUUCAGAACCGAAAAGCUUACGCUGCCGGAUACCAACAAGCGUUACAAGACCUCUAUGAAUUUAUCAGUACACAACCAGAAAAUGGAUAUAUUCCAGUGGGAGACGUCUUGGCAUUUGCUCGACAAAAGAAUAACCAAUUGACGGUGGAAAUGGGUUACUCAACACCACCUACCGUCAGCACUACUCGACCCCAGCAGCAACAGCAACAACAGCAGCAACAACAGCAGCAACAACAACAGCAACAACAACAAAAGCUCUUAAACCCGUUCCAAAUUGAUCCUCAAAGCCAAUUCACAUUUACACAGGAUGUUCCGUUCAAUUUAUGGGAUCAAGCAACGGCGACCGCUCAUGAAGGUAAAAGACGAGUGUUACCCAACGAGGUUUCUUUCAUGGGAAGAUCUUUAAAUAUGGAUAAUGGACAUGAACCACCUUUUAAAAGAGUUCGAGCGAGACGUGAUGAACAGUUUCAA